AUGACAUAUAAUGAUUUUGUUUCAAGGAUUUAUGGGAAAAUGAACAUCAAUAUAGUGGGACUAACAUUUUCAUAUACUCUCCCGUUUGAUUUAUAUGCACUUCAACCAUUGAAAAAUGAUGAAGACUUGACAAACAUGUUUCAAUUUAGUGACCGAUGUGCACGUGUAUAUAUAUGCUUAGCAUCAACAGUUGAAGACGAUGAAACGAUUGAGAAUGGAGAACAAGGCUUGAACGAAACAAUCGUAGGGUCUAACUCACUGGUCCCAUAUUCAACAAGAGAUGUUGAUAUUAGAAUGCAAUCACGAGGAUUUCAUCAAAGAUGUGCUGAAUCACAUGUUGGUCCACUAGAGUCAAGCCGUUUUGAGAGUGCAAUAUUGGGUAGUGGGCAUACCUUCUCAACUGCAAAUGAAUUUUGGGAUGCAAUAUAUCUCAUGUCAGUAGGAGGUCGUUUUAGAUAUAAGUUUAAGAGGAAUUGUCUUAAGCAUAUGACUGUAAUAUGUGUUGUUGAAGGAUGCCCUUGGAAAGUAAUUGCUCGUGCUAUUGGGAGAACAAAAAUAGUUCAAGUGCAUACAUUUAGAAAUGAACAUAACCACUCUUUAGAAGAUGUGUCAAUUUCCAAACCAGUAGUUCGUUGUAAUCGAGCCACAGCUAUGAUUGAUGAUGUUAUUCGUUCAAAUCCAGAUUACUUACCCCGUCAAAUAUGUAAAGACUUUCGUCAACAAUACGGAAUGCAAUUGAAUUAUUGUCAAGCAUGGAACUUGAAAGAGAAGGCUAAAGAACGAAUUCAUGGUGUGCCGCAAUGUUCAUAUAAGUUGUUACCUUGGUUAUGUACAAGGCUUAUUGAAAUAAAUCCAGGGACGAUUGCUGAAUAUAGAUGUUCGGAUGAUGGUCAUUUUAUGCAAUUGUUCGUUGCCCUUUCAGUGUCAAUACAUGGGUUUCAAAUGGGAUGUCGGCCUAUUAUAUCAAUAGAUUCAUCCCACAUGAGUGGGCCAUACAAGGGUGCUUUAUUUUCAGCUUCUUCCUAUGAUGCUGACAAUGGCAUGUUUCCACUUGCUUAUGGCUUAUUUAGCUCUGAGAAUUACGAGGAUUGGCUUUGGUUUUUAGAGAAAUUGAAGAUGGUCAUAGGUGAAAGAGAUGUUAUAAUAAUAUCUGAUAGGCACCAAGGGAUUAUCCGUAGUGUUUCAAAGGUAUUUGGUAGUGAAAACUAUGCACAUUGCUAUCGUCACAUUAAAGAAAACUUCAGUAGCUUUCUAACAAAGCUGAACACUAAAGGGAGGAAAGGAAAGGAAAAUGCUUUGCAAAUGCUUGAUUCUAUCGCCUAUGCUAGGUUAGAUUGUGAUUAUGAGAUUGCAAUGGAUACUUUAAGGACAUUUAAUCAUGAUUUGGCGAAGUGGGUUGAAGAAAAUAACCCUUAA
Messenger RNA from Vitis vinifera (wine grape), 1416 nucleotides. RefSeq lists its product as uncharacterized. The transcript has 2 exons. The record is from RefSeq and is a predicted model, not a curated record. Bases 1 to 1416 code for a protein of 471 amino acids. NCBI's taxonomy places the organism in Eukaryota, Viridiplantae, Streptophyta, Magnoliopsida, Vitales, Vitaceae.